AUGUCUUUCCCUCCUCGACAUUCAUCGCCACCAAAGAGGCCGAAGUUGUCUUUACAGAUCAAGACCCCAUCUGCUCCUCAAACCAUUGGAAAGUCCUCGACAGCAUUAAAAUCGGAUAUCAAUCCGUCAUCACCAACGGCACUUAAUACACUUUCAAAUGCAUACGCAACAGCAAUUGAUAAUUCUUCCCCUCAAAUUUCGAAGCCGAUGACCUCCGCAGCCAGACCAUCCUUGAGAAUUCAACCCAUGCCUUCACGAUUACAAACAACACCGCUUCAAACGAAUAUAAGUGCAGAAGAUGGGUAUAUACAUCCAUCGGAGCGCACUGCAACACCUGGACCAUUUGCGAUAUCAUAUCCGGAUACACCAAGUUCAGCCCGUCCCAAGGAUAGCCCUACUUUUACAUUCACCCCUCCACAUUCAGCUGGAGGCUCUAAUAAGAUGUAUGCCUUUUCAUCGCAAGUUUCAAACAGCGCAUCACCGCGAAGCAUGAGGCGACAUACACCAUAUACACAUCCCAAAUCACUCCAUAGUAUUCUUCGCAACUCACCACUGCCACCUCCUAGCUCAGUAGUACCUGCGACACCAAAUACCGCAAGUCGAAUAGCAAUGAAAUUAGCAAACAGGGGCACGAAGAGGGUAGAAUACGACGAUCCUCUAACGCAAACGAUCACAACGAAUAAAUACGUAAAAUCGCACAUUGAUCUCCUCUCCGAGGACUCCCCUCAUUCCGCAACUGAUCCAGAAUUUGCCAUUCUAGACACUCUCGACACAACCAUGAAAUACACGGGUGAUGAAACGCGGGACGGUGGUCAGACACCAGGUCCAUUUGAAGAAAUGCGACGAAGGAUGGCAGAAAGUGGCUUAGAAACACCCGCUUCUCGAAAGCGGAAGCGCAAGGAUAAGAAGAGAAAGUGGAGAUGGACCAUAGGAGAUGGAGAGGAUAGUGAUGCGCAGACAACGCCCACGACUGCUAUGGAAAGAACACCAAUUACAUCGAUUUGGAGGGGUACAGAAACUAUUAAUACGGAUUCAAUAGUGAAUGGGAAUGGAGACGGGAUGGAAACUAUUUCAACAGGUGGAAACAAUGUUCCAUCGGAUGAAGCGAUCGAUAGUGAGAGAAUUUGUUUAGGAAAUUAUGAGGGGGGAGAGGGGGGGAUAGAUGAUCGUGAUAGGCGAGGACAAUCCGUGGAUUUCUUUACCGAUUCAGAAAUGUCAGAAGAGGGUAGUGAAAGACCUGGCACAUCACAUUCUCUUUAG
Messenger RNA from Sclerotinia sclerotiorum 1980 UF-70, 1260 nucleotides. RefSeq lists its product as hypothetical. The transcript has a single exon. The record is from RefSeq and is a predicted model, not a curated record. NCBI's taxonomy places the organism in Eukaryota, Fungi, Ascomycota, Leotiomycetes, Helotiales, Sclerotiniaceae. The coding region runs from base 1 to 1260 and encodes 419 amino acids.